AAAAGUUUUUUUUCUCUCUCUGGGUGUUGGAGUGGGAAGAAAGUUCCACAUCUUGGGUUUUUUUUUAUUGUGCUGAGUACAAGACCGAGGAGAGCAGGAGAUUCAGUGAGGAGAGCAGGGGACUUAGCUGCAGGCGAUAGAGAAAGAGAAACAGUAAGGGACUGCACCAGCAUUCCCUAAACUAGCGCUCAGUUCAAAAGGAUUGCAGCUUUCGGUUCCUGAAUACCCAGUGUGAGGGGAAUGCUGCUACCGUCAUUCUGUCAGGAUAAGUAGGUCUGCUUCUCAAACUUAAAAGGGGGCAUAGAGAGAGAGAGAGAGAGGGGGGAAGAAGAAGGAGGGAGAUUCAGAAAGUCAGUCAUUGCAGAUCCCCAGCACCAUGGCUUGUCGCUGGGCAGAGCACCGCUUCUUGCUUCAGGUGUUGACCUCCCUGGCGUUCGCUGGGCUCCAGGGCCAGUGCGAGAGGGCAGCGGGAGAUGCCAGCAAACCGCCUCGACCCAGUCACAUCUCGGCGCUGGGGCGAGCCGCUCAGGACACGGUGGGAGUGCACAUGCUGAAACUGUAUGAGAAGUACCAGCGAGAAGGGAACCGGCCAAGGGACGGCAACACGGUGCGGAGCUUCAAGGCGAGAGAGGAGAUUAUUGACCACCAGAUCCUGUAUUAUUUCAACUUGACUUCCAUCCAAGAGUCGGAACUGAUCCUGGUCGCUACCCUGCAUUUCUUCGUUCAGAAACGCUGGAGGAACCGGCACAUUUCCUGCAAAAACUCCAAGGACGCGCCGUGUCUCUCGCUGCACAAGAGCCAGCCGGUGGAGCUGAGUUUCACCAGCUCCUCGCCCUCUUCCCCUUGGGAGAAACUGCUGGGCAAUCUGACCGUGACACCCCAAAGGAGGGGGGCGUGGUGCCUGAAUGAUAUCUCCCAGAUUGUGAAAGGGGCCCGGAGACAGGACAGGCUCCUGCUCAGCGCCCAGCUCGACUUUGGGGAGAAGGUGCAGAGUCCCACCCCAGCCAGCCACCUACCCUACAUCUUGAUCUACGCCAAUGACUUGGCGAUUUCUGAGCCCAACAGCGUGGGCCUGACCCUGCAGCGGUACGGGCCGUUCCCCUCCAACGAGGAAGAAGCCAGUCCGUCUCCCAACGCCUCCAGGGACUCCCGGGUCCGGAGGGAAACCUACUUUUCCUCGCCUUCCCUGCAGAACAACGAACUGCCUGGGGUGGAGUACAGCCAGUACCACAAGCACGAUCUCUGGGGAAAUGCGGAGCGUUCCCUCAAGCCCAAGGUGGCCCGCAAGGAGAGGAGGCGGAAGGAACAGGAAGCCAGCAAACACCAGGUUCUGCGCUCCCAGGUCCUCAGCUUUGAUGAGAAAACCAUGCGGAAGGCCAGGAGGAGGCAGUGGAACGAGCCCAGGACCUGCUCCAGGAGAUAUCUGAAAGUAGACUUCGCUGACAUUGGCUGGAGCGAGUGGAUUAUAUCUCCCAAAUCCUUCGACGCCUAUUACUGCGCGGGUGCAUGUGAAUUCCCAAUGCCCAAGGUUGUUCGUCCUUCUAAUCAUGCAACAAUCCAAAGCAUUGUCAAGGCUGUUGGGAUUAUCCCAGGAAUUCCAGAACCCUGCUGUGUACCAGACAAAAUGAAUGCCUUAAGUGUUCUCUUCUUUGAUGAGAGCAAAAACGUGGUUUUAAAGGUGUAUCCCAACAUGUCAGUGGAAACCUGUGCCUGUAGAUAGAGUUAUUUAUCACAGCCAGGAAACAAAGUUAUAAAGACAGGAACUGUUUAAUACAGUCCGCUGUAUUGCUGCAUAACAAGUAAAAGCUGCAUUGUGUCAUUUUCACUUUAAGAACUUGAUACCAGUUCUGUCCCCUUCCCUCUGCAAACAUCAACAUGCUAAAUUAUGGCAUUGAGUAGCAAAGUGUAGAUGGGGUAAACAUCGGGCAUCAACAUGUGGAGAACUAUUAGCAACACAGAAAACCCCAAUCUCUGUUUACAGCACACAAAUGCAACCAUCAUCAGAUGAAGUAGUAUUUGGUCUUCCACAAUAUUCCCUUAUUCUAAAGGUAGCAGGACAGUUUGGUGCAAAUUGUGGUACUUAAGCUUUCGUGUGCUCUUAUAUGUAAAUUAAUAAUAAUACCAGCAAUGGCAGUCUAUUUAAGUGUAGAUUAUACUCUAUUCCUGAUCUUGAUGUAUUGUGUAUUGUGAGUUUAAAUCUUUAUUUGUCAUUUCACUUAUUUAAUACUUAUUUGUAUUCCUGGUAGCAAGGAUGAGGUUUCCUCUUUUUCUAAAGAACAAAAACAGUUAAAUAAUUAUAGGGCAACUGCCAGAAGCUCUUGUUGCUUUUUAACCUAAUGCCCAAUAAACUAAACAUUGGCAUAACUAUCUGAGAAGGGAAUGGUUAUUAAUUUUUUUUUAUAAUCAGAGGGACAUUGUGAUUAGCUGCAAACUCCUUGUAAAUUGUAUAAAGAACAUUAAUUUCAAAAUAGAUCAUUUUAAAUUAACAUAUAUCUGAUAUAUAACAGACAAUGUAAAAUGUACUAAGUCCUGAAUUAUGGUACUAAUUUUAAUAUCCACAAAGUUAAAAUAAUGAAGCUCCUGAAAAAAAUGAGAUAUUUAGACAAUCUUCUGUGAAGGUACUAAAGUUGAAGCAUUUGGGUUGGAUUUGUUAAAAUUACAAUUAUCACUAAAACAGCAAAACAAAAAGAAUACAUAAUUCUUUCCAUCCAAAUGUGAAGCUGCAAGGUAGAAUUGAAAAGGUCCAAGAAUAUGUUGUUAGUAAUGUAAUAUUUCUAAAUAUAUGUUGUAAAAUGUGCACAGUACCCAGAGGUUACAUUUUAUAAUCUGCAGUGUAACAUUAAUAGUAUUUCAGAAAUUAAAGGUUCAAAUUGUAA
Molecule: messenger RNA, 2876 nt
Organism: Chiloscyllium plagiosum (whitespotted bambooshark)
Lineage: Eukaryota; Metazoa; Chordata; Chondrichthyes; Orectolobiformes; Hemiscylliidae
Gene: gdf10a
Product: growth differentiation factor 10a
Biological process (GO): positive regulation of osteoblast differentiation; osteoblast differentiation
Cellular component (GO): extracellular region
Molecular function (GO): cytokine activity; growth factor activity
Source: RefSeq, a predicted model, not a curated record